Molecule: messenger RNA, 827 nt
Organism: Dinoponera quadriceps
Lineage: Eukaryota; Metazoa; Arthropoda; Insecta; Hymenoptera; Formicidae
Exons: 2
Coding region: 243-578 (111 amino acids)
Source: RefSeq, a predicted model, not a curated record
CGGGGAAAUUCUCGCAUUUACGUCUCGGCGUCGCUCAAAGAAAGCCACCAGUCGGCUGCGUCCCCCGUGAAUAACGUUCGUUAUUCGCCCUGGAAGUGAGUUUAUUACAUUGUGCGCGGCGUCUGCUACGACGAGUUUUUACAGCUAGCUGGCAGCCCGGCAGGAUAUAAAACGUCGUUGGCAUACAAAGUGCAAAAACGCAAGCAGGAGGUUCAACUGCUCUUCUCCGCACAGAUACAACAAUGAGAUUUUAUUCUCCCGGCCGUGCUCUGAGCGCGCUCUUCUUGCUCGUCGCUUUGACGUGCGCCACGCAAGGCGCCAGCCUUCGAGCGAGGCGCUCCUUCCUCGAGGAUAUCGGAAACACAUUGAGUAACAUCGGGGAGACAAUCAAGGAUACCGCGAAGACCGGAUUCGAGCGGAUCGAAUCUGUGUUCAAGACAUCCACGGAUCCCGAAACGGUGACCUUGGAACCGGUGGAGAACACCACGGAUUAUCGGCAAAUCAUAACUACCCCGAUUAGAUGUCCGCCUAAUCAUGUGGUGGUGAAUAAACGAUGCCGGGAAAUGCUCACGCGAUGAUGAAGUCUGCGAGGUGUCGGAGGGGAAGACGAUAUCAACGUUUUCAUUUGCGUCGAAUGUCAGUCAAUCAAUACUGUCUCGUUAGAUAAUAAUGUUCCGUAAGAUUUAAAUGUAAUGAUCCCCUCCGGAAAAUUACAAUUGUAGCCGGCAAUUGGACAUUUUAAUGUGUACGGUAAGGAUCAUUUGGGAUUACCUCUUGACACGUUGAUGUAAAAAUAAUAAUUCCAGUUUAAUUGGUUUGUGCUCUUU